AUGUCGAUAACGGCUGGCGUUCCUCAAGGUAGUGUACUCGGGCCUAUGCUGUAUAUCAUCUAUACUUCAGAUAUUCCAACUAGCAAGGUUAUACUCACAUCCACCUUCGCUGAUGAUACCGCCUUAGUAAGUCGUAAUAAAUGUCCCAACAGAGCUUCAAGAGUACUAGAGGAACAUUUACUACGCAUAGAAGAAUGCCUGGCAAACUGUCGCAUAAAAGUCAACGAACAGAAGUCCAAUGAGGUGACAUAUCUAGGAAUACACUUGGAUAGGAGACUAACUUGGCGCAAACACAUAUCAACCAAGAUUACACAAAUGAAGCUAAAGUCAGCUAGCGUGAACUGGCUUAUAAACAAAUUUUAUAUAUUUCAGAAGAUAUAUUUUACUGAUGCAAAGUUUCCGUAUUAUGGGUUGUAUUACUACAAUGAGGGCAGAAAUCCAGUGGAUGUUAAGAAUCAUCGAUUCGAGGGCGCCCCGGUAAUUUUUAUUCCAGGAAAUGGAGGUUCUUAUAAGCAGGUGCGUUCUCUAGCAUCUGUAGCUUUAAAAAAAGGAAGAGGAAGUGUUACUGGCAUGCAUUUGGAUUAUUACACAAUCGACUUCAACGAAGAGCUUUCAGCGCUUUAUGGAAAUUAUUUAGAAAGACAAACACUAUAUUUGAAACAUUGUAUAAAUACCGUUAUAAAGCUUUAUAUUAAUAGUAAAGUAGCGGAAAGAAAAGUGAUAUUGAUUGGUCAUUCCAUGGGUGCUGUGGUAGCACAUGCCGUAUUGAAAGACAUUGAAAUAUCGAAAUACAUCAAUACAAUUAUUUCUUUAGCUGCUCCUAUAAACAAACCUGUGUUAAUUUUUGAUGAAAAAAUUGAAGUUUUUUACAACGAUAUAAAUAAACAUUUGUCCAAUGUGCGUCCGUUCUUCAAAGCAGAUAAAAAUACAAGUAUUUGUUCAACCUCAUACAGUCGUCGUUUACUGAAUAACCAUUUCGAUUAUGAAAACGUAAUUUUGAUAGAUGUACUGCUUAUCUCCAUUGGAGGUGGAAAUCGGGAUUUACUAGUUCAACCUGGGUUCACGAUUUCAAAAUUUAGCGAUAUACAUUCCAUGACUAUGUCAAUACCGAAAGUAUGGAUAAGUUGUGAUCAUUUGUCGGCAGUUUGGUGUCUUCAGCUAGUACAUGUAAUAAACAGAUAUCUGUUUGACAUCGCUAGGAAGGACGACUACGGUUACGUGUAUUUCAUUAAGGAUAGAGUAGUCCGUGAGCAGGUUGCGCUCAACUAUUUUGUGAGACUAAAUACAUUGCUACCUAAAAAAAUCAAUAUCGAAAGGAAAGCCGCAAUUGACACAGUAUGGAGUGAAGAUUCAAGAAGAAUAUUUUCGAAAGCAUUUAAAAAUGGAGUUAGACGUAAUUUUAUUCAGUUGAUACCCUUGUGGCAACACGUUUUGCAUCAGAAACUAUACAUUGAUGUUAGUCAACUGGAUCAUGGAGACUGUCUGUUUGGAUGUUCGAGAACAUCAAGUUCGAACGAAAGCAUUUUGUGUAAGGACGGAAUUUCUCUCUUACAUCAUUUUCAAAUAUUACCAUCGCUUAAUAACCAAAUGCGAUCUGUGGCAGUACUUGAUAUCGAAAACUUAAGGAACGCAUAUUUAAACUGGAGCCAUAUUGGUCUGUUCGUCCAAGCAACGAGAACACCGAAAUUUUUUAACGUAGAUGUGCAUAAAACUAGUGAGAGGCACAUCUCCUUUAAAUUUCCGCGGUGGUUCACUUUUCAAGAAAUUAUUUUGGUAAAUGAAAGCACACAAGGGACUUCAUAUUACAAACUUUUUAUACAAGGUCUCGAAGAAACAUAUCCAACCAUGGAAUUGAUAAUUGAACCAGUAACCUGUAUGGGGCGCUUGAGUCAAAUUGCUAUUAAAAUGUGCAUACCCUGGGCUCCCGGUUUUACCAAAUACCAAAUUCUUCGAGAUCCAUCAGCUGAACCAUUUUAUGUUAAUGCUCCAGUUCCCAGCCCUUUUGGCUAUAAUUCUUCGAUUAAUCCCAUUUCAUUAGAAAUAUUUAUGGAUCCAGUAUGCCGAUAUCAUAUAAGUUAUAAGUUUUCCGUUGCGGGUACAAUGGCGAAAAUCGUACAGCAAUUUUAUCAAUGGUUGCCGGCACAUCUAACAGCUAUAAUAUUUAUUAUACUGAAGAAUCAAAUUUGGAAAUUGAAUGAGGAAACUAGUGCAAAAGAUGUUCGACCUCUACAUAGGUACUUUCAAUAUGACUCUCUAUACAUUAUUGCUGGUUGUCGUUUAUUGGGCAAAUUCUUGACACCGAAUGAAAGCAAUGGCGCAGUUCGCGAAUUAUCACUUUAUUUGGUUGUUAUUAUUCACAGCAUGGCUAUAGUAUUAUCAAUACUUAUUGUUUCUUUCAUUUGGAUUUUAAUAAUUGUUAGUGCAAGCGGACUCUCGAGAAUAUUUAACUGGUGUUUUCAAAAACUCGGACCAAUAUCAGAUAAUUUGCUAGCGCUAUUUGGGGCUUUUAUUAUUUCACUGGCAAUGAAGAAAUGUGGAGGACUGUCACUUGUCGUAACGUGCAUCUUAUAUUUAUUGUUGAUCUCAAACGCGUAUAAAGACUAUACGGAAAAUUGGAUAUUGAAGACCGGAGUAUCAUUACAUAAAAAGUUGCAGUGCUUUUAUGAAAAUCGGAAUUGUAUAAAUGCAUCCUGCAACCACAUGAGUUUAAUAAGAUGUGAAGGGAUGAAUAAUUUUUCUUUCCACGUCUCAUUAUUCAUCCUGCUCUGCAUUAUAACAGCUUUGAACUUCAUGACCGUUGUAGCUUGGAUGAAAGAUGAAAGGUAUGUAACACAAAAAUGCCUGGUUAUAUCCAGUCCGUCGUAG
Messenger RNA from Rhagoletis zephyria (snowberry fruit fly), 2865 nucleotides. Its product is annotated as GPI inositol-deacylase-like. Gene Ontology annotation, biological process: GPI anchor metabolic process; endoplasmic reticulum to Golgi vesicle-mediated transport. Gene Ontology annotation, molecular function: phosphatidylinositol deacylase activity. Gene Ontology annotation, cellular component: endoplasmic reticulum. Lineage: Eukaryota; Metazoa; Arthropoda; Insecta; Diptera; Tephritidae. The record is from RefSeq and is a predicted model, not a curated record.